Molecule: messenger RNA, 1582 nt
Organism: Magnolia sinica
Lineage: Eukaryota; Viridiplantae; Streptophyta; Magnoliopsida; Magnoliales; Magnoliaceae
Exons: 10
Coding region: 52-1293 (413 amino acids)
Biological process (GO): aromatic amino acid biosynthetic process
Molecular function (GO): oxidoreductase activity; 3-dehydroquinate synthase activity
Source: RefSeq, a predicted model, not a curated record
UCCGAAAGGAAUUCCGUUAUAAAAUCAGUAGAAGAAGAAAAAAAUAAAAAGAUGGCUACAAUAUCUUCCUUACCUGCCGGAAUUUCGGGACCGUUACGGCCGUUAUCUUGCCAAAGAGGAAAUAUUUUCAGAGAAAUCUACUUAAUGAAUCUUACAAAGUCCACAAAAGUGCCGUUGCAGGCGAAUUCUAAUGCAGCUAUGGCAUCCACUGCAACCUUUGAGAAUUACCAACAACCAAAGCUUGUAUGGGUAUGGACUAAAAACAAGCAAGUCAUGACUGCUGCUGUUGAGAGAGGCUGGAACACUUUCAUUUUCCCGUCUGGUGAUCGUGAAAUUGCAGAUGAAUGGUCUUCAGUUGCGUUGAUACAUCCUCUCUUUAUCAAAGGUGGGGAGCUUUUCGAUGGUGAAAACAAAAGGGUCGCCACAUUUUCCAAGAUUUCGUCUCCCCAACAAUUACAACAGCUUCAACCACUCGAUGAACAAGCUGAGAAUGUUGUUUUGAGUUUUCUGGAUUGGCAGGUGAUACCUGCAGAGAAUAUCGUUGCAGCGUUCCAAGGAAGUCUGAAGACAGUAUUUGCUGUUGCAAAAACUCCCUCUGAAGCACAAAUCUUCCUUGAGGCCUUGGAGCAAGGUCUGGAUGGAGUGGUUUUGAAAGUUGAGGAUAUGGGAGAUGUUCUUGAACUAAAGGAUUACUUUGACAGAAGAAAUGAAUCAAGGAAUCGACUGAGCUUGAUUAAGGCCACUGUGACACAGGUGCAAAUAGCUGGAAUGGGCGAUCGUGUAUGCGUAGAUCUUUGCAGCCUCAUGAGACCUGGUGAAGGCCUUCUGGUCGGCUCAUUUGCCAGAGGACUCUUUCUUGCUCACUCAGAAUGCUUGGAGUCAAACUACAUCGCUAGCCGGCCUUUCCGAGUUAAUGCGGGGCCAGUACAUGCCUACAUCGCUGUUCCAGGAGGGAAGACUUGCUACCUUUCAGAAUUGCAGGCGGGCAAGGAGGUUAUCGUGGUGGACCAAACUGGUCUGCAGCGGACAGUGAUUGUUGGGCGCAUAAAGAUAGAAUCAAGACCACUCAUUCUCAUAGAGGCAAUGGAUAACUCAGAUUACAAAACCACCUACAGCAUUUUUCUACAGAACGCAGAAACUGUUGGAUUAGUCUGUCCUUGUCACGGAAAUGAACCUCCCAGAACUGCCAUUCCGGUAACCUCGCUGAAAGUAGGAGAUGAAGUUAUGUUGAGAGUGCAGGGUGGGGCCCGCCAUACAGGAAUAGAGAUCAAAGAAUUCAUUGUUGAGAAAUGAAUAGCCUGAGACCAUUGUAUCUGCAAUUUCAUCAUCUUCUAUAUGAAUAUGAGCUUCAAAGAAUGAUGGAAGCUUCCUGUGAGUGGGUGAGUGCUUGCAAUUCAAAUAUGUAUCGAGGCUCGCAUCAAACACUGAGUUUUACUGAGCAUGGACACACCUCAACUCAUCAGGUCAGCCCCACCCCAAAUGUACAAAAGCAGUGUAUGGUCUUUGAAAGAAACUUGCAACUGUUGACAUUUAAUGUAUGUGGCCCACAUGAUGAGUGAACUAGCAUAGUUUUUUGGAUGCA